Messenger RNA from Pangasianodon hypophthalmus (striped catfish), 1182 nucleotides. It is a transcript of the gene rsl24d1, whose product is annotated as ribosomal L24 domain containing 1. NCBI's taxonomy places the organism in Eukaryota, Metazoa, Chordata, Actinopteri, Siluriformes, Pangasiidae. The record is from RefSeq and is a predicted model, not a curated record. Gene Ontology annotation, biological process: ribosomal large subunit biogenesis. Gene Ontology annotation, cellular component: nucleolus. The coding region runs from base 80 to 565 and encodes 161 amino acids. The transcript has 6 exons.
ACGCAGGACCACUUCCUUUCAGUGUCCAUGUCGAAACCAUAAACACAUGGGCGAAUAACAGAAGAAUAAUUAACUCAAAAUGCGUAUUGAAAAGUGUUAUUUUUGCUCCGGACCGAUCUACCCCGGACACGGGAUGAUGUUUAUUCGCAAUGACUGCAAGGUAUUUAAAUUUUGCAGAUCAAAAUGUCACAAGAACUUCAAGAAGAAGCGCAAUCCAAGAAAGACCAGGUGGACCAAAGCGUUCAGAAAAGCUGCUGGCAAAGAACUGACCGUGGAUAACUCGCUGGAGUUUGAAAAGCGCAGAAGUAUUCCUGUUAAAUACCAGAGAGAGUUAUGGAACGAGACAGUGCAGGCCAUGAAGAAGGUAGAGGCCAUCAAACAGAAGCGACAGGCUCGCUUUAUCAUGAACAGGCUGAAGAAGGGCAAAGAGCUGGAGAAGGCAGAAGACAUCAACGAAGUCAAGAAAAAUAUCCACCUCAUCAGAGCAUCGCAUGCAGGGCAACCCAAAAAGCUGGAGGAGAAGAUGGUACAGAAACUGGCAGAAGACGUGGAAAUGGCUGAUUAAAUAUUUCCUGGCCUGAGCUUUGGCCGAAUAAGAUGCUCAAGAAAAUACCAUUUGUUUGUAGGCCGUAGGCCUUAAAAGUGACACUCUGAAGAGAGAUUACUCCUAACCUGUAACUGUCCGUAACUGCACUUCAGCUCGCAGAGCCCCCUGGAUGUGGAUGUUCAUGGGAAUCUGGGCAAGCUGAAACACCUUUAUUCUAAUUGCUGACAGAUUUAGAUUGAAAUUUUGCCCAAGUUAACACUUAAAUUGGCUGCCAGUCAAUUGAAUUGAAUUUGAUGUCAUGCGCAGUGGCAGUGAUAACACCAAUUUACUGCCAGCUACAUUAACAGUUUAGCUGAAGUAUCUCUGAAACUCACCUUACAGCUUCUUGUUCUAUUGUGGUGAUAAUAGAACAAGAAGUGGUGAUUCUGCUUCUCGUUCAUUGUGAGGAUAAAUCUUCCUUUUGUCAAAACAAUAAUUACAUUUAAACAGUGUGAAGUUUGUAAUAAAAUACCAUACCAAAAUGUUUGGUAGUUCUGUUUAAUGUCAUGUGAAGUUAUGCAUUUUCAUUGAACAUUUAAACAUCAAUCAACAUCAUUGCUGACUUUCAAUAAUAAAAUCUUCAUUUUAGAGCUGAA